GUGCUGUAUACACACCAGAAGACAAAAAAGACCAAGACUUGGCAGGAUGGAGUUUUAAAAGUGUGCAGAGCUGGUUCAAAGGCAGUUCUGUUUAGUGAUUCUGGAUCUAAAGUAGACUCAGUCCAUGUAAAGACAAAUCAGCUAAACAUUGGGGAUGAAAUAGAAAGUGACCGCCAUCUCAUCACCAUUGAGGAAAUCAAAGUCAGUGGAGGACAGGAGAGAGAACCAGUGAAAAAUGAAGUAAAAUCUAGUGAUGGACGUGUUAACAUGGAUAUCAGAUAUGGUAUUAAUCCAUUGGUCUCGCAUUCUGAGAGAUUGAAUGUUAACAGUGCUGCAGUUAGUCGACCAUUGAAGCCUGGAUUGAAAAGAAAGAGGACAGAGUUUAUUCCACCCAGAUUAGUGAAACAGCAAGUUUUCCAGAGUGGAAUCAAUUCCCCCACUGCAACAGAGGCUUGUAGGGAUCUAACUAAUCAUCAUACAGCCGUACCAGAUGAGAAAUCUUCCUCUGGAACUAAUAUUUUUAACUUAUAUGGGGACCAUGAAGUUUUUACUAAAAAUAGAAAUGUUCAAAGUAGGCCAUGUGAUGCUGAAUGUAGUAACACUGAAGGAAACUCAAACAGUGUUGGCAGUAGGACAUACAAUUCACCUUGGAGUGUAAUUGGUCAGCCUAGAAGGCCUAGGUUACUGGAAACAAAAGAGGAAGGAAUUAGACAUGAAGAUACACAGUCAAAGAAAAGUUUAAACAGUGUGUCUUUGCCAGAAAAGGGAAAGCGCAGUGCUGCACAAAUUCUUAAACUGAUUGGUGGAAAACCUUUUAAGCCUCCCUUGAAACAAUCAGUCAGGAGUGUUUUGGAUGAUAAUAUUAAAGAAAAGAUUCAAGAAGAUGAAGUAAAUGAAACUGCCCGGUGUCAUGCAAAGGUUCAUGAUAACCAGUAUAUUGCUCUUGAAGGCAAUGAUGUAACAUUAUCUAAGACUAAACACUUAUUAGAAGAUACAGUGCAUUGUGAAACUUCAGAUAAAGUUCAAGCAGUUAGUGAGACUAAUGAUGUAGCAGAAAAUGAUGCAGCUGUCAUAGCAACAGAAGACGUAAGCAUUUCCAAGUCCAAAGGUGUCUCUGUUGCAAUUGAAGAUUAUGACAUUACAGAAGAAGACACAACGGAUGGUUACUUUGACAUCAACUUUUCUCCAUUGUCACAAGUAUCAGAUUUUGAGCCAGACUCCCCAUGUUCCAGUGAAACCUUCCACGGCAAUAAAUUAUCUCAAGAUUAUAAUGUUUUGGUAGCCAAGCCUUUCCCAUCCAGUUCAAGCAACAGUGAAACUUUAUGUAAUCAUGGUUGCCCCAAAACCAUGUCUAGUACCUCAAAACAUGAGAUUUAUUUUAAAUCAAAUACAGAGGACACAGUUUUUGAAUGUGAAAACAAUGUGAAAGUUGAGAUUGCCAACCAGAAAACACAGUUUGCAAAAUGCUCAUUACGUUCAACACCAGAUGCAGAAGAUACAGCAGUAAAUAAAUCAGCAUCUUUAGUGAAUUUUUCAACCUUGGAGGACUUCAGUCCAGGUCCAUAUGUUGGUAGUUUCUCAACGCCCACUGGCUCUCCUCAACAACAACUGCAUGUAGUAGGUGAUUCUUGUAUCCAAAACCAAACCACUUUAACACCAAACCAAACACUAGGUUGCAAUAAUAGCAUAUUGAAACAAGAAUUUGAUGACUCUCCUGUAUCCAUUCAGAAAAACAUUGGUAGUUUCCCUCCUCUACAAGGCUAUAGAUUGGUUGAAAAUACAUUUGGAGAUGAUCUUGUGCCAAGUGUGAAUUCAGGUAGUGAUGCAGAUACAGAGCAAACACUUGUAAGUCCUAUUACACAAGCCAAGGAAAGAAUAUGCUCUCAAGAAAAUAUGCUCUGCUCUUCCAGCUGUUUGCCAAGUAGUAGAAAAAGUUUGUUUGAAUGUAAGGAAAAUCACUUCACAAAUUUACCACCUUUGGGGAAUGUACACGAAGAACAAACUGAACAUUUACAUUCUCACNUAGUCUUUUUGUGUAUGAUUAACUCCAAACUUGAUCAGUAUGCACUCAAGGGGUCUGUGUCAGGGUCAGCAGCCAGAAGGGUAGUGUCUUCUCAUGGUGGGUUCUCAGGUAUGUCUACCAUGCCAUCUGGUGGGCAUGUCCAAGAUGAAAGGGGGAACUAUCCCAUUAGAAGAGACAGUGCUGUGCUGCAGGAGAUACAGUUGCCUUAUUAUAGGUCACCAAACCAGAUGGUGGGAAUCUUUGCUGAUUCUAUUUGCCAAACUAGGAACUGUGUUGAUGAUUAUGAUAAACCAAAAGAAGAUUUGGCAGAGCAAAGUUUAUAUCAAGUGGAGACUGUGGAAAAUGCAUUAGGAAAAGUGGAUUAUAAUCUUAAACCAACUGUAAAUCCAAUUUCCAUUGGUUCUCCUCUACAAAUGGUACCUUUGUACAACUUCUCCAACAAUGAAAAGCAUGAGACUUCACAAGAGGUUCCUGAAAACAGUUCUAACUCAUCUCAGGAGAGUAGAAUUUCUCUGAAUACCAAUCAACGAAGGCCAUUAAAAAGCAUACCAUUUACAGAUAUUGUUGCACAUGACUCAUAUGACAAUUGGGAUUUUCAACUACCUUCAACACGUAAUACAACUGCAGAUAACCUCUCAUAUUCAUUGCCAUUACCCCUUCAGAGUGCCCAGACAAUGUCAGAAACAUUAUGUCCUAAAUUGGUCGACAAGGGUAGAAGUGCAAAUGAGUUAAAUAAUCAAAACAAUUCCCCUGUGCUGCAAAGAGAAAAGGGGGACAUGACAGACAUAUUUAAUCUGGGAACUCCAUCAGAUAGUUCUCUUACAGAUUAUAGUAUCUUCAGUGAGGAUGGCAGCAACAUGUAAAAGAACCCAGACCAUGAGGACUAGUAUGUGGAAUCUUGUUAUAGUGACUGCUCACAAUCACAAAAUGCAGAUAAUGUUGUUGAUAAUUUUGCUCCUUUAGAAGACGCCCCUCGUUUAACAAUUGGGACUUCAGGGUCUGGUUUCAACACUGACUCUCAGUCAGGUACAAGCCUUGGUAUUUUUGGAGGUGAGCUGAGUGAGAAGCCUACAGUUGGAGAGGAUUUAUUGCACGGAUUUCCUCAUCCAGAAGCAGUAGAAGACACAAUGAAGAAGCAAGUAAACACAAAUAGUCUUUUGAGGCCUGUUAAUUGUUUUAAGCAACCCUCUAUUGACAGAAUCUCAUUUACGUAUCCUUCACGUAUGCAUGGGCAAUUGUCUGCAUCAGAGAGGUUUGUAUCUGUGAAUCAAGGAAACUCUGCAAAUGAAAAUUAUCAGUAUUCAGCUGCUUCAAAAUGGUUAAAAUUUGGUGACUUGAAGGAUGAUAUAAAGGGGACUUGUUCAAAUUACUGUGGAAGAUUUGCGUCUCCUGCUACUUUCAGCAGCUUAUCACCAGGAACAGCACUGGACAAUGAACAAUCUACUUCUCAUGUAAAAAUAGCACCAUUUUCUCCAUUAG
Molecule: messenger RNA, 3502 nt
Organism: Lingula anatina
Lineage: Eukaryota; Metazoa; Brachiopoda; Lingulata; Lingulida; Lingulidae
Biological process (GO): double-strand break repair
Cellular component (GO): nucleus; site of double-strand break
Source: RefSeq, a predicted model, not a curated record